CCGGAGACCGUCCGGUGGUUUGGUUUUCGUAUCUAUCGGUGUAGGUCGCGUCGUGCUUCGUCGUUUAUCCAUCUAACUUGAUUUUUCGGUUUUGUUCGACGUUUUUUCUCCUCCUAUGAGUUUUUCCGUUGUUUUUCGAACACUUUUCGAGGUUAUAAUCGCCGAUCGAAGUUUAAACAGGGUAUAAACGUGUAAAAACAAUAUUUAUAAAAAUGAAAUGUGUUUUUAUUUGUUAGAUUAUUUAGUUUUUUGUUGUUUUCAAGGCCAACUAGUUCCGAGAGGUUACGGUAAUGUGUCUUUUUUUGUGAAUACUUAAAGGUAUUGAUACGCCAUCGUUUAUCGUGUAUCUGAAUGCAACAGCAUUCUUGCGAAGGCUUCAGUCGACCAGUGGAAUAGUGGUAACUACUCUUAGAGAGGAUUGUUUUAAAUAGUUCGUUUGGUUAAUAAGUUUCCUAAGCAUCUGUUCGACGGACCGCAUCUGCUCUCAGUGAAGGGUGUUAUUUGUUAAUGAACGUAUGAAGUGUAUAGGGUGAUUCGAUUAAUUUUUCGUGGAUAACUACAAGAAUGGGUAAUCAUCCUUCUAAUCACGUGCCUUUGGAGAGAAAUUUGAGUAAAUUUGGAGAUGUUAACGCGAGGCGGAGUCUCCGCUCCCCCCGUAAAAUGGACCGACUUCGAAGGUCUUUCAGGGACUCCUUCAGAAGACGGAAGGACCGUAUACCUGAAAGUUCGAAACCUCACCAAUGGCAAGCGGACGAAACAGCCGUUCGAUCUGGCACGUGCACUUUCGCCGUUAAAUAUAUGGGUUGUGUGGAAGUUUUCGAUUCGAGGGGGAUGCAAGUCUGCGAAGAAGCCCUCAAAGUUUUAAGGGGUUCCAGGAGAAGACCCGUUCGAGCGGUCUUGCACGUAAGCGGCGACGGACUUAGAGUUGUCGAAGAAGAAACCAAAGGCUUAAUAGUCGAUCAAACAAUAGAGAAAGUUUCGUUUUGCGCACCCGAUAGAAAUCACGAACGAGGUUUUAGUUACAUUUGCAGGGACGGUACGACGAGGAGGUGGAUGUGUCAUGGGUUUCUAGCUAUGAGGGAGAGCGGAGAAAGACUGUCGCACGCUGUCGGAUGCGCUUUUGCCGUUUGUUUGGAAAGGAAACAAAAAAGGGACAAAGAAUGCGGAGUUACGAUGAUGUUCGAUACCAAAAAUAAUACUUUCACUCGGAGCGGUUCGUUUAGACAACAAAGUUUAACGGAACGAUUAGAAAGGGAAAGGGGGAUUGACGUUGGUCCUACGAAUUCGAAACCGCCGCCUCCAGUUAAUCCAUUCGCUAUCGAACGACCCCACGCGACGCCCAGUAUGUUACAGAGACAAGGCAGUUGUAGAGGUUUCAGUACUCUGGGUGAAAGUUCUCCGUUCAAACGACAGAUGUCGCUGCGCGUCAACGAUCUCCCGAGUAAUACCGCCCGUUUGAAUUCCUACAAAUCGCCGACGUCUCCAACGGCGAACGGUAAACCGCAGGUAUCGCCGAUACCCGAAAUAUCACCGGGAGAUUCCGUAACUGCGCUCUGCCAACAGCUGAGCCAGGGUUUAAGUCAAUUGACGCACAGCGGAUCCGACGAUUUCAAUUUCAACAAUCAAAGUUCCGUUAACCAGAAUACGCUGAACGCGACCGCGAUAAACAACAGCUACAGAACGUCUCCGAACGUUUUCGCUCCCGUCACUUUGAAUUUGAGUCCUAAGAACGAGGUUAACACUACAACGAGUUCGACGUCGACGCUUCCCAAACCGGAACAAUGGUUGGAAAUGGUCAAGUCUUCCUCUCCUACGUUGGGGAAAAUGGACGGGUCCACGCCUAGACGUACACCGUCGUUUAAGACACAAUCGAGAGCGGUGUCUUUAGAUACAGGAUCGGACUCGUUCCAAAGUACCAAAGCGGAUCCUUUCGAUGCCGAAUGGGCCGAACUGGCAGCUAGACAAGCGACUAACAGUACUAACCCUUUUUUGUCAACCAGUACUACUCCUAAAGCGUUUCAGAUACAACUUUAGUCUUUUGAUUUUUUUUUUUGUUACGGUGGAUCUUGGAAGUAUUUUCUGGAUCUGUGUGUUUUGUUAAAUGGUGAAUUUUUUUUGUUGAUUUUUACGUAUAUAUCUUUUUUUAUUUAUAUCGUGUCGUAGAAAAAAUAUAGUUCGGUGAAAUUAUACUUAACGGAACAGUUAAUUGUUCCGAAAAGUAUAAUUUCUACUGUAUCUUUCAAAGAUGUGAUUCAUUCCAAUAUCGAGGGGUGCCGAAAAGGGAAAUGGUAUAAGGGUGGUUGGAAAUUUUUGCCAGGACUAGUCUGUGCAAUGUGUACAUAGUGAGGGGGUGAGUUAAAACGAAAUGCUUCUGGAACAGUUUUUUUUAUUUGAAAUUAUUUGUUCAAAAUUAUAUUUUGGUCCAUUUUUCAGUUCGGUGGUUACGAAAAAAAAAAUUAGAAAGUCUCUACUUUAUCAAUUGAGUUUACAUCGACAUUAUAUUUGUGAAAAUUCGUUUAUUAAUUGAAAAGUACUUCGAAUUACAGUAGUACCAACUCUCAAACGCUAAUUAUUUUUUAUUUAAAGAUCAUAAUUUCGAAACUGUUACUUAUUAUGUUCGUAACCGUGAUAAAUAGGUUUAAAUACUUCAUUUUUUUUUAUUGAAAAGCGCCUGGUACUCUCAAAAUCAUAGCAGUACCACUUGACAACAUCCAUUUUUUCAUUGUAGCAUCUUCAACUUCACUUUCUUAAAAGGAAAUGACAAACUGUCACUUGCCAAUUUUAUAACAGUGAUUAUAGUUCAUAUUUUCCACUUUUUUACUGCAAAGUACCACGUUUUAUCAAAAUUACAGUAGUACUACUACUUAAAAUUCUAUUACUUCAAUAAAAAAUCUUCAUCUUUACAAUUUUUAUAAACAAAAGAUAAAAUGUUACUUACAAAUUUGGUAACUGUGAUAAAUGGGGUCGUGUACUUAAUUUUUUCAUUAAAAAGUACCAAGCAACCUUGAAAUUACACUAGUACCAUUCAACGUACUCCAAUUCUUUACAAAUUCCUAUGAAAAUGACAAAAUGUCAGUCAUUACGUCGGUAGCAGUGAUAAAUGAGAUUAUAUAAUUCGAUGUUUCAUUCAAAGUACCACUUAUCCUUGAAAUAACAGUAGUACCAUAUCAUAAAGACUAAUUAUUUAAUUUGCAGGUGCGAAUCUCAACAUAUCUAAAAGGAACAUACGAAAUUUCGUUGGCAACAGUAGCGAAUGAGGUUAUGUACUUAAUUUUUUCAUUUAAAAGUACAGUUUUUCGAAUUAUUACACUAGUACUGCUUCUCGAAGUCCAAUUCUUAUAUUUGAAGAUGAAAUUUUCACAGAUUUCAAUGAAAACGGCAAAUUGUCACUUAAUAUGAAAGUAAAAGUGAUACACGAGUUUAUAUACCUCAUCUUUUUCAUUAAUAAGUACCACGUUCUAUCAGUAUUACAGUGGUACCACUUUUCGAAGUACAAUUUAAUCAUUUGAGAAGACUAAUCGGUACAAAUUUGGAAAAAAUGACUUUUUACGUUCACCUAAUUAAAUACAAAAUAACUUAAUCCUUCAACAUUCCAGUAGUACCACACCAUAUUGCCCAAUUUUAGAGAAAAACUUAUCAAGUUGGCAACAGUGCUUAAUGAGGUUAUGUACUCCACUUUUUCAUUGAAAAGUACCACGUGAUCAUGAAAACUGUGAUGAAAAUAAAUUUAUUCAUAAAUAUAAGUCGAUGUAUAGUGAAUUCAAGUUUUUUUUGCAAGAUUUAGUUUUGAAUAAUUUUAAUGUACUUAAAAAUUAUUUUUUUUUUGCUUGAAAGGUUGUAAAUCUCAGGAUACAUACAACAUCAAAAAAUGACUUAAUCUACGCUUAAACUAGAUCCUUUUUUAUAAAAUAAAUUUAUAAAAUUGAAAAAAAAAUAACUAUAUUCACUCAUAUAUAAUCUCACACCUACGAUUUUUUGAAAAAUGCACAAUUACUAUACUAAGUACUUAAAACGAAUUAAGUAGAGCUCUAAAAAAACCGACCCUGACCUGGUCAAUUUAUAUAAAUAGAUUUUUACAGUGUGAUACAUUUAAAAACAAAGUAAUAACAUUUGAAUUUUGUUUAAAUAACUAUUUUUUCAUUAAAAUUAUUGUAUACUAAGAAAAAUACAAUAUCAACAAACAAAUCAAAACAAAAUGUACAAUUUUAACGUGUGACGUCACUUGAAAUACAAAAUUUAACUCUUUUAUUUCUUAAACCGACCCUGCACACCAAAAAAAAUUAAUUUUAUAUGAAAAUUAUUGUAUAAUAAGAAAAAUACAAUAUCAACAAACAAAUCAAGACAAUGAAGUACAAUUUCAACGCGUUAAAUCAGUUGAAUUACAAAAUUUUAAUUUCUCGUUUCUUAAACCGACCCUGUUCACUACAAAUAAUUAUUUUUUGAUGAAAAUUAUUGUACAAUGAGAAAAAUACAAUAUUAACGAACAAAUUGAAACAAAAAAAUAUAAUUCCAACGUGUUAUGUCACUUGAAAUCCAAAAUUUUAGACUCUUAUUUCUUAAACCGACCCUGCACACCACAAAAAAUUGGUUUUUGAUGAGAAUUAUUGAAUAAUAAGAAAAAUACAAUAUCAACAAACAAAUCAAGACAAUGAAGUACAAUUCCGACGUGUUAAAUCAGUUGAAUUACAAAAUUUUAAUUUCUCGUUUCUUAAACCGACCCUGUUCACUACAAAUAAUUAUUUUUUGAUGAAAAUUAUUGUACAAUGAGAAAAAUACAAUAUUAACGAACAAAUUGAAACAAAAAAAUAUAAUUCCAACGUGUUAUGUCACUUGAAAUCCAAAAUGUUAGACUCUUAUUUCUUAAACCGACCCUGCACACACCGCACACGUGACAUUUGUCUACCAACUGUAGUUUGAGCAGUGGUUAGGAGACGAAAUUGAUGACCGGAAAAUUGAAUGUGAGUUUAUACGAAUGAUCUUAUAUGUUUUCUUAUUCUUUUUCAAUUUUUUUUUAUUUUAACAACUUAACGAAAUGAUAAACACCAUUCAAAUUAAAAGAUUUAUUUUUAGAGUAACUAUUCCGGAAUUGUUGAUAUUACAUUCCAUUUUAAAUGCCUCACACUGUAUUUAGUACAAGGCUGACGAAAUUAUAUCAUUGUAGCACUUCUACUUAAAAAUGUAUACCAGUUACUUAAUUUACAAUUUUUAGGUUAUAUCAUAUUUUAAAAUUUUCGGUUUUAUUAGUUUCUUCUUCAGUUUUCCUUUCAAUGUUUGAAAAAAAAAUGUUCAUGCAUAUCUGACUUUUUUAUAAAUAAUAUAUAGUGAAAGAAAAAUUAAUGCUGUUUAUAGUAUACAGGUUGUCCCAAGUUAUCAUAAAAAGGCGAUAUCUCGUUUAUCUGAUAAGAUAAUUAAAAAAUGAAAAAACUUAUUUUUAAAAUUAUCAAUCCAGUAUAUUUGAGAGAAUGUUUUUUUCUAAAAUUAUGCAUUUAUGUAAAAAUCAUUCCAUUUUUUUAUAUUUUUAUAUAAGUUUUUGAAAGAAAAUUAAAUUUAUUCAAUAUAUACAGGUAUAGGUAAUGAAACAGUAAGUUUUUCUUGAACAAAUUAAUAAAUAAAAAACAAAAAUUUUCAUUUUUUGUUAAUUAUAUCCCCAAAAUGGCGUCUAUUCUAUUACCAACCCCUUGUAGAUGUUAUUUUCCUAAAGUUUCCAAAAAAUACAAAACAAAAUAUAUGGAUACACUUGAAAAAUAAAAAGUCACUAGUAUGUGUAUGGUGGAAAUAAAUCGAAAGUGAAUUAAUUAGCAGUAAACUGGUAAAUUAGGCCACUUCAUCUGAUAUCUGGUGUUUUUAUUUCAAUUUUCACCUGUUUCUCUCAUUAAGUUUUGUUCUACCUCAUCCUCAACCUUUUUUUAUGGUUUCCAACCCCUCUAUCUUUCUACUUCUCCUCUAUAGAUCUUUAUUGCUGACAAUCAUUUUCUAAAGAUGUCUCUGGCCUUGUAUUACCAAUUUUCAACUCCCUUUCUAUUAAGGUCUUGUUCUACCCCAUCUAAACACUUUUCCUUGGGGCUUUUAAUCACUCUUUUUCUCUCCACUUCUCCUCAAUAGAUCGUUGUUGCUUUUUCUUCAUUAAUUCGACCCAGAUUACCUCUGGACUUGUUUCUCCAAUGUUUGAUCUCUUUAGAUCUUGUUCUAUUCCAUCCUAAUCACAUUUUCCGGAGCUUCUGAAGCUUUCAGUUUCCGUUUACCCUUCUUCAUUGAUCUUUAUUUAUUCAUUCACACUGUUAUUGAUUAAUUGCCAACAGUCAGCAUACCUCUUAUCUCUUUAAUAUUUAUCAUAUUUUAGUUAAAAAAUGCAAAAAACUAGAUUUUACCUAAACCUACAAUGGUACAUAGGAAAUUUUUUUAACCUACCAGAUAUUUCUUAGUUUCCUCAUAUAGUCAAUUCCUUCUGAAUUAAUUCUUUGUUUUAUAACAAAAUAGUAAUUUAUACCUUGAAUAUAUACAGGGUUAACUAUUGAAAGUGACAUUAAAUCUAUCAUUUCCAUUACUUUGUAUGUUAUAAGGAACAAAGUUUAUAACUUUGUUACUAAAAUUUGUUAUUAACUGUAUUAGAAAAAAUUGUUUUACUUUUUGGCAAAUGUUUAAAAAGGAUAAAUAUUACCAUCAAAAAACGAGAAUUCGAAGUGUUACAUUAUAAGAGAAAUUUAUAUUAGUUCUAGAGAUUCUUCUGCAAAUGUUAAAGAAAUAACGAAAGCUAUUUUAUUGUAUUUAUUUUGAUUUAUAUGUAUUAGAGCACGGCUAUUGCUCUACAUAUGGCACAUGUACUUAUAUAUAUACAUAUUAUACACACAUCUGUAUUAUACAAUUUAUUAAUAUUUUUUUCCUGUAAUAUAGUAAUAAAUAAGUAUUGUCUGUUAGAAAAA
Molecule: messenger RNA, 6920 nt
Organism: Diorhabda sublineata
Lineage: Eukaryota; Metazoa; Arthropoda; Insecta; Coleoptera; Chrysomelidae
Gene: numb
Product: protein numb
Exons: 5
Coding region: 565-2034 (489 amino acids)
Source: RefSeq, a predicted model, not a curated record